Carassius carassius (crucian carp) is the source of this 1033-nucleotide messenger RNA. RefSeq names its product transmembrane protein 106B-like. The transcript is spliced from 7 exons. The coding region runs from base 123 to 977 and encodes 284 amino acids. NCBI's taxonomy places the organism in Eukaryota, Metazoa, Chordata, Actinopteri, Cypriniformes, Cyprinidae. The record is from RefSeq and is a predicted model, not a curated record.
UGCAGGAGGCGGAGCUUCUGAUGCAACAGAACAUUCGUGUCUGAGCGGAGUAAAGACGCUAUAUCGACUGUAAUAUUAUACAAACAGAAGGCAGGACCCUUCAAAAUAAGGCCAGCCCAACCAUGGGGAAGUCUCUGUUUUCUUUGCCAAAGCAAAAAGAGGACCAGGAGAACCUGACCGAAAACACAGAGUCUCACACUGAGGACGAUAAACAUGAUGUGUCACAGUUUCCAUAUGUUGAAUUCACUGGCAGAGACAGCAUCACCUGUCCUACUUGUCAAGGGACGGGGAGGAUACCUAGAGACCAAGAAAACCAGCUAGUUGCUUUGAUACCGUACAGUGACCAGAGGCUGAAGCCAAGACGAACGCAAGUUAAUUUCAAUAUCCGAUUCAAAUCAGCACUGGAUACUAUAUAUUUUAUGACUGACUGUAUAUUCUUGCACUAUUACAGGACAUUGUACGUGUCUUUAUCAGUCUUUCUGUGUCUGCUACUCUCUGGUUUGGCUGUGUUCUUCCUGUUCCCUCGGACUAUUGACGUCUCUUAUGUUGGGGUGAAGUCAGCCUAUGUCACAUACAAUCGAGACCAGCGGAUAAUAUACAUAAAUCUCACGAAUACUCUGAACAUCACCAACAAUAAUUACUACCCAGUGCGCGUGGCCAACAUCACAGCACAGGUGCAGUUCUACAAGACUGUGAUUGGAAAGGCCGUCGUCAGUAAUGUCACCAGUAUCACCCCUCUGGAUCUGCGUCAGGUCGAUUUCACUGUUCCCACCAUCAUAGCAAAUGAGAUGAACUACAUAUUUGACUACUGUACCAUGCCAUCAAUUAAAGUGCAUAACAUUGUCGUCAUGAUGCAGAUGACUGUAACUGUCAUGUACUUUGGCCACGCUGAGCAGGUGUCUCAGGAGAAGUACCUGUACGUUGACUGUGGAUCAAACACCACAUCUUCACACGGACACAAGAGUGUGAUACAGUGAUGUCCCUCACGUUCCCAUGUGGUGAAACAAAAACCUGUUCUGAGUCUGUACUGUAG